ACCAAACCGAAAACAAGUACUAGCACUUGAAUUGUGUUUUUCCAACUUCUGUUCAAAUCAAAGGUAAACACGCGAAAACAUUUUGUUUCAUGUUUGCAUAUUUGUAGUGCCAAAAAUGCUGUAUUUUGUCGUGUGGGCACUCUUGUCUGAAGCAAACAAGCCGGCAUUUUGCUCAACCAGCGAGCAUGCUAAACGCCAUAUUAGCGGCGGUAAUUCUCUACUGUCUUCUGUGCCUGUUAGCCAAAUACUGUAUUUUCAUGUUUCUUGUGUGUGAUAUUUUUUUCGAGCAUCGGAGAAGCCCAGUCUUUCUGCUAGAUAAUACGUGUUUAUAGUGCCAACUCAUUCUUCGCAGUGCAAUACUACAAGGACACAAACGUUUUCAGCUAGUUCAAACACUAUUGAAAUUGGUUAAGAAAUAAAGGAAAUACAGCUCAUUUAACUUAAGAAAAUCGGCCAAACACAUGUUACAGAAGCUUUUACUUCAGGAACCAAAGAUGUAAGUUUCCUUAUUUCUGAGUUCUGCCAUUAUUUUGACUUGAAAGACAAAUUAUGAUGUAUAGUUUGUGUUGUAUUGUUCGAUACGGUUAUGAAAUAUGAGUACAAUUGACAUUUUUUCCCCAAAUAUGACAGCCUCAAAGUACUGUACAUAGCAAGUUCCUUUGAGAAUGACAUGAAAUUACAUGAAACUUCAUCAAAUAAGGAUUAAUAACGGUCUUUAAAUACCUUAUUUUGAGGGCCGGAAGAUUUAAAUGGUAAUAAUAUUGUGUGAAACUAAUAGAGAUGCACGAUAAUUAUCGGUCCGAUAAUAGGAAUUAUGACGUCAUCCCAAUAACUCCAAUAACAAUGGGCCUAUUAAUAAUAUUUUUGGCACAGUGUUGGAUUGGGAUGUGAGCGUUUGUUUCCACUCCUGUUUUGCCAGUAUGCAGUUUUGUUACUGUUCUAGAGGCCGUAUUUUUCCUUCCCUGAGUUUUAAACCUUACUAUGACAAUUAGAGAUGCACGAUAAUAUCGGUCACCGAUAAUUAUCGGCCGAUAAUGGCAAUUAUGACGUCACACAGAUAAUCCAGAUAAAACCAAAUUCAACCGAUAAUGCAAUCCGAUAAUUAUAUACUUUGAAAUAUUUUAAUUGAGUCUAACAUAAGCUCUUUUGAGUUAAAUGUAAUUCCUACUUUGGCCUGCGGAUGGCGCAUGUUGCGUUCUGACGGCGAAGAGUGGAGGCGCCACAGAGGAAGAAAUUACUUUUCCUUUGCUGUGGAGUAAAAACAGCUUGUAGCUCAACUCAUGUCCUCUACUCUGUCAUCACAGGUUGGUUAAAACUCUGCAUCCAUCUGUUUAGCAUAUAUUAUUAAUGUUAGAAAGGGUUUGGGAUAAUAAUAUACGGUGUGAAAAGCAAAAAAAACGAUGUUUGUUGAGCGUUUUGGAGUCAAACGUGAUGGUGUUGUAUGCUAACCUGCGGAGCUAACGGCCUAGCGUAGGAAGAUGAUGAUGUAGCAUACCCUAGCGGAAACCAGUCGGUACAUGUUAAAAAUGGUUGUUACAUACAGAUGUAUUAAGAAUAUCCAUUCUCCAAUGUAUAAAUAUGCUUCAUAUGUUGAAUUUAAAAGCAAGGUACACAUUUUAUUGUGUAUUUAUAUAUUUAAAAAAUGUGUAUGCUAAUGGUUGAAAUUUUUAAUGGCCAUUUGGACUUUUUGGACUUUUGGAGGCCAUUUCUUUUGUUAACUUCUGUUGUGUACAUAUAUGUUUGUAAAAGAAAUUACUUUUCCUUUGCUGUGGAGUAAAAACAGCUUGUAGCUCAACUCAUGUCCUCUACUCUGUCAUCACAGUCACACUACAAGUCCAAUUGGUUCACCUAAUGUGCCCCUCUGAACCCCAGAGGAGCAACAAUUUGAUUUAGCCUCCAAAUGUGCGCAAUCAACAGUUUUGUCCAAUUCUGCUAGUUUUAAGUAGAUGUUUUUGCAGUGUAGUAAUGUGAUAUAUGUUAGGGAUGGCUUAGUUUUAAGGCAUUUUUGUGCAACUUGGGUGUUUACUCUCGAAGUAAUUGUUGCCAAAAGCUUACCAUUACACAAUGUCAUUGCCAUUGUUUAGAUGUUGGAAUUUACUACUUGUUCACAUUUGAUGUGGAAAAAAAUAGCACUAAAUUACAUUUUUGCACAGUAACAUUUGAUCUGUGUAUACUUUAAAAUUUUACUUAUAUAUUUGAAUAAAAUUAUCGGCGUGACAUUAUCGGUUAUCGGGUGGAAGGGGCAGGAAAUUAUCGGUUAUCGAUAUCGGUUGAAAAAUGUAUUAUCGUGCAUCACUAAUGACAAUUAGCAAAUGUUUGCAUUUUACAGUGUCACGUUUACAAAUUCUUGAGGGGCUUUUUCGUUAUUGAUAGUCUUGCUGUUCUAUAAUUGCCAAGUUAAGAAAGUUGUUUCAUUGACCAAGACGACAAAAGUCUACUCUCCUGUAGCACCAAAUGUUUUUGUCUGAUGACAAGGCACAAUACCUGUUGGGUUGAUGUUUUAGUUCAGUGCUCAUUGUUCAGGGAAACACAUCGUCAAUGAUAUUGACUGAUUGAUUGUGAUUCACUCAAAUUAUAUUUAUUUGAAAAAAUUAAUAUGGGCACUUUUUUUUUUUUUUUAAUCAAAACAGUUCUUGUCUUUGUUUUGUUCAUUAUAAUAAUGCUCAUGUCAUCAUGAAAAUUCUGGUUUGGUCAAAUGCAAAUCUACGCUGAAUCAACCACUAGUGUUUUUGACCUACAGGUGUUCAAAAACUCAGGUGAAUAUACAUUGAAAAAUUAUGAAAUAUUAUCGGUUAUCGUAUCGGUAUCGGCGUCGAGGAGCAGGAAGUUAUCGAUAUCGGUUUCAAAAAAUUGAUAUCGUGCACCCCUAGAAACUAAGCUCAUGUUGUUUCCCAAAGAACCAAUCAGAAAUGCAUCUUUUCUAUAGGAUACGGUUGCCGCCCAGCUCGUGUUGAUGACCACAAUUUUUAUUUUGUUUCUAAAUGUACUUUGUCAUGACUAUUCUACUGACAUUUUAAUGUAUUUAUGUUUUGCUAAACCAUGGGUCCCCAAAACUACUAUUAGGCCCGCGGGCUGGAUACGGCCCCCUGAACAAUACCAGAGACCAUUUUGAUUUUUUUGUUUUGUUUUUCUCAAUAGUGUCAUUUAUUUCCUGGCUUUUUUCUGUGAAGAACCCAGAGAGGGUUAUUAUUAGGGCUGUCAAAAUUACCGCGUUAACGGGCGGUAAUUAAUUUUUUAAAUUAAUCACAUUAAAAUAUUUGACGCAUUUAACGCACAUGCCCUGCUCAAACAGAUUAAAAUGAAAGCACAGUGUCAUUUCCACUUGUUACUUGUUUUUUGGUGUUUUGUUGACCUCUGCUGGCGCUUGGGUGCAACUAAGUUUAUGGGUUUCAGCACCAUGAGCAUUGUGUAAUUAUUGACAUCAACAAUGGCAAGCUACUAGUUUAUUUUUUGAUUGAAAAUUUUACAAACUUUAUUAACAGGGUACCCGCGGGUUAUUAAAAGUAUUAUAAAAGCAUUGAAUUUAGUUUUCCAUUAUUAAAGGUAUUAAAAGUAUUAAAUUAGCUGUGGUAAGUCUGGAAUUUUUUCACCGUGGUCUUAAUUUUCAAGAACAUCUCAGUGCAACCUAAUUAUAUCUGUGACAAAGUUUUUUUUUUUUUUUUUUUUUUUUUUAAAUCCUUAACGAAGAUGACGCAUAGAAUUUCUACGAUGCACUGCACUACAAAUCGAAAUGCCACUCGAGCGUGCCAUACCACCACAGCCGGCAAAACGGAGAAUCCAUCCACCUCUGCAUCGGGAAUGCGUCCGUUUGUCGGUGGAAGGAAAACCCUGCAGGCAGAAGUAUUGUAGAUUCUGAACACCAAAACAGACCACCAUUCAUAUACUUCAAAUGAGUCCAUUGGUGAUCUGUUUCGGAUAAUAUUUCAUUUUUGGUCGGCAUCGGCUGUCACAAUGUUGGUCAUAUUGCGUUUUGCGUUCCCGAUGUCUUAACUGUCUUUUGUAACAAAUGUUCAGUUGGCAGAAAAAAACCCGCACAUUUUCUUAAUGUUUAAACAGUCUACAUAUUUUAUGACCAUGCAUUUACACAUUGAAAUAACGCUGGAAAAGUUUGUUAAACAUAAUGUUGCUCAAAUCGUGUUUUUUUCCAGAGGGAGCAUUCCCGACAUAGUAACUGCAGCCAAUUUAAGCUCAUCAAGACUUUAAGAUAGAGGUAAAAUCAGGCCUAAAAAGUCCAGCCCGACCCGAACUGGUCCGCAGGUAUUAAAGCCCGACCCGCGUUUUGUGUGAUAACAUUUGUGACGAUGUCUGCAUAAAAGCCUGCCUUAUAUAACGAAUUCUCAGUUGGCAGAAAAAAAACGCACAUUUUCUUAAUGUUUAAAUAGACAAUACAUUUUUAUGAUCAUUAUAAAUUUAUUUACACAAAGAAAUAACGCUGGAAAAGUUUGUUAAAUAUAAAUAAACAGAUGCGGUUUUGCGGACUCGCAGAGGGGAAGAUUGAAAAGGGCGUAUACAGUGCCUUCUUUUUUUUUUUUAAUCCAAAUGAUUUAUUUUAUAACAAGUAUUCAUUAGUUUAUCAUUCAUUGCAGUUUAUGGAUCAUGCGAAGGCAGUGGACCUGCUUAAACAUUUCGGUUUGCCUUUUGAAUGAAUGUGAAUUUCGCCGUUUUAACUCGAGAGUUAGCCAUGUUCACUGGGGUCUUGGCAGGUGCACUAGUGGCUAGCCUGUUACAGAAGAUGGCUGGUCUGAGUCCUGUCCUCCUCCUCUUUUUGUCCAUAAUUAUUGUGUGCGUGUGUGUGUUUAAAAAAAAUUCUGACAGAAUUUAUAAUGUUACUUUAAAUGUGUUUUAAUUGUAUCUUCAAUAUAUGUGCAUUCUUUUGUCAAACACACUUAGUAAUUGAGGUUAAAUUUGAUGUUCAGUGCUUUAUUUAUUUAGUAUGAUUCAAUAUGAUUUAAAUAAUGGGUGCGAGAGAAGUAUUAAUUUUCAGUUGAAAUGGCAUUAAAAAAGGUCUUAAAAGUCUUGAAUUUAGAUUUAUCGAUCCUGGGGGGACCCUGAUUAAAACAAAAACAUCAAGAGGGGUUUUAAUAUCAAAUUUCUAUAACUUGUACUAACAUUUAUCUUUUAAGAACAAGUCUUUCUAUCCAUGGAUCGCUUUAUCAUAAUGUUAAUACCAUCUUGUUGAUUUAUUGUUAUAAUAAACAAAUACAGUACUUAUGUACAGUAUGUUGAAUGUAUAUAUCCGUCUUGUCUUAUCAAAGGCUGUUCGGUCCCUGUACGACCGGUGUCAGAGUUUGGUCCGCAUUGCCGGCAGUAAGUCGAAUUCGUUCCCAGUGAGGGUUGGACUCCGCCAAGGCUGCCCUUUGUCACCGAUUUUGUUCAUAAUUUUUAUGGACAGAAUUUCUAGGCGCAGCCGAAGCGUUGAGGGGGUCCGGUUUGGUGACCUCAGUAUUGAAUCUCUGCUUUUUGCAGAUGAUUUAGUGCUGUUGGCUUCAUCAAGUCGUGACCUCCAACUCUCACUGGAGCGGUUCGCAGCUGAGUGUGAAGCGGUUGGGAUGAAGAUCAGCACCUCCAAAUCCGAGACCAUGGUCCUCAGUCGGAAAAGGGUGGAGUGCCCUCUCUGGGUCGGGGAUGAGAUCCUGCCCCAAGUGGAGGAGUUCAAGUAUCUUGGGGUCUUGUUCACGAGUGACGGUAGGAGGGAGCGGGAGAUCGACAGGCGAAUCGGUGCGGCGUCUGCAGUAAUGCGGACUCUGCACCGGUCCGUAGUGGUGAAGAAGGAGCUGAGACGAAAGGCAAGCUCUCGAUUUACCAGUCGAUCUACGUUCCUACCCUCACCUAUGGUCACGAGCUUUGGGUCGUGACUGAAAGAACAAGAUCCCGGAUACAAGCGGCCGAAAUGAGUUUCCUCCGCAGGGUGUCCGGGCUCUCCCUUAGAGAUAGGGUGAGAAGCUCGGUCAUCCGGGAGGGACUCGGCGUCGAGCCGCUACUCCUCCGCGUUGAGAGGAGCCAGCUGAGGUGGCUCGGGCAUCUGGUUCGGAUGCCUCCCGGACGCCUCCCUGGAGAGGUGUUCCGGGCAUGUCCCACCGGCGGGAGGCCCCGGGGACGACCCAGGACACGCUGGAGAGACUAUGUCUCCCGGCUGGCCUGGGAACGCCUUGGGAUCCCGCCGGAGGAGCUGGUUGAAGUGGCUGGGGAGCGGGAAGUCUGGGCUUCCCUGUUAAAGCUGCUGCCCCCGCGACCCGACCCCGGAACAAGCGGAAGAUAAUGGAUGGAUGGAUGGACGUCUUGUCUUAUCUUUCCAUUCCAAUAAUUUACAGAAAAAUAUGGCAUAUUUUAUAGAUGGUUUGAAUUGCGAUUAAUUACGAUUAUUUUUAAGCUGUGAUCAACUCGAUUAAAAAAUUUAAUCGUUUGACAGCCCUAGUUAUUAUCUAUUUAAUUAAUAGUGUUAUAUGAUAUUAUUUUUAUUUGGUUGACUUUUUGUUCCGUGAAGAAUCCAGAAAGGGUUAUUUGAUUGUGGCUUUCUGAAAAACACUAAAUUUUUACAUUUAGGCACUCCUGCAACCGUCACACUUUUCUGUUACAAACUGACCUCGGCCCCUCAUCAGAGAAGGGAAAAGUUAUGUGGCCUUCACAGGAACAAGUUUGGGGACCCCUGUGCUAAACCCUACGGAGGAGUUUAAGAUUUCUCACGAUGCAUCCCAAAAAGUGAAAAGAUGUGAUUUUUUGGUUGUUGCUGGAUACACAAUGAAAUCCCAAUAAAUCAUGUUAGGAUUUGUGUGUACUUUACACAAGUGAUGCUAUAUGUAUGAAAUUUUGUUUUUGCAAGAAACAAGCAGGAAGUGCCACCCACAAGCGUGCGACAUUACCUGGAAAAAGAAGCAGAGUGGAAAGGCGUUCUCACCGGCGAGCAGCGGUCCAGUUUGUUUCAAGAGCAUCGUUUUGGUUUUUUAACUUUUUCCAGCUUUGCGUUGACAUCGAAGCAUUGUACCUGUUCCCCUGCUCCAGCUAACCAGUGCGUGGGUUGCUGUAAGCCUGUUCCUGAUUUGCCCACGGGCAACCAUGUUCCACAACCCAUACGACCUGUUUGCGGCUCUAAGAAGGCAGACGUCGAGAGACCCCCGUAGCUUGUUCUCUGGCGAAAGACUUCCGGAUGGCAACGCGAUUCCCACGUUGGUACCCAGUUACUGUCCAAGAGUCAACACUGGUGUAGACAUUUAUGCUUCAGAACUAAACAAUCGAGGGCAAGACUUCCUCUCCUCGGUUGCGACACCGAGGUCUUCCCAAAACAUCAACUGACGCUCUGACGUAGCCGAUAGCUCCGCCAGUCACUUAUCCAACUAUGGCCGAACUUCCGCUGCCGCCGCCUCCUCAAGCUGUUAUCAACCGUCUUCAUCAGGAGGACGUUCUUUGCUCGCUGUGCCCAUUGAGGAGGGUCGCGACAUCUGCUCCAGUCCAAGCCUACGUUACGGCAAGCCUGACAUGGACCGAGCUGAGGCCUCACAACCCAAAUAUACGCCUGAGUCAGCCGUCGACGUCCUUGUGCAAUUUGGACUUGAAAAGGAAGACUUAGAACAUCUCAUCUCCUACCCUGAAGACCAGAUCACCCCAGAGACCUUGCCCUUCAUCUUGCGGCAAAUCCGCAUUCAGAAGGCUAAAAAGGCCUCUGACGCCAAUCGCUCCAAACCCUCACGUGAACCGGCCCCUGACCAAAGCCAUGCUAGCGGAGACAGUUGGAGAGGUCCUGGACUGGCACAAAAGGACACCCCGUCUCCUCUUGUCCAAACAAGUAAAGUCAUCGACUAUGGACAUAUGAGCAAAUAUGCUGGCAAUAUGGAGGAGGAGGUUCAGGGCAGGGCAAAAAGAGCUGAGGGUGACAAUUUGCUGACAAUGGACAAUUUGGACAGAAGUAGUUGCGGUCAAGACCAGGUGCAGCAGGUGGGAAGAAGCUCUAGCCUGGCAACUUCUUCCCUGGAUCGACAGAUGAGUCCCAGCUCUUACUUUAGCUCUCUCCUGAUGCCUACCCCUCUUGAGGGUCGCGAUCUGGGUAAACCAGCGCUGGCUAUUGCACAGUCCAUUUUCCCUCAUUUCUCUUUACCGAAACAGGACACGGAUCUUCGAGGCAUCAAAUCUCAAGCCCCGAAAUCCAGUGAUUUUGAACAAGUACAGGCUGUACUUAAGCCCAUUUUAAAGCCACAACCACAACAACAGAUUCUACAUCGCAUCCAUCCAAGCAGACCUGAUGUUGUGGUCCUCGGAGGAGAUAUCGGCGGCAGUGACCGGUUCCAAAAUAUAGCUCCAGCGGGUGGUGAGAAGUCCAAGAAGCAGCAGGUGCCUUCACUGGGGCAGAAUAUCAAGGAAGAGCAGUCACAAAAGAAGCAGUCCUCACAGAAACCACCAGAGACGCAGGAGACCACCAAGGCCAAGCAGCAGCCGUCGAGCAAGCCGCAGCAGCCGUCGAGCAAGCCGCAGCCGCCGAGCAAGUCGCAGCCGCCGAGCAAGCCGCAGGCCUUGUUGCCGACCCCGGUGUUUGCGCCGAUGACAAGGCCGCCGGCCUUUUUGCCGACCUCGGUGUUUGCGCCGAUGGCAAGGCCGCAGUUUCACCCCGUACCGAGAACUUUACCUUUCCCCAGCCUCCUAAACUUGACACCACGUCCUUUGUGCAUCCCGGGUCCAAGUUAUGGCGUCCCGCAUCCCCAAAACCCGGCGCACAUGGAGGUCGGCACGAGUUUGCCGAAGGCAAACCUGAUGCGGGACUAUGCGGCAGCCACGCCGAGGGUCUUUCCACACUUGUGUUCUCUGUGUAACAAAGAGUGUGUCCAUUUAAAGGACUGGCUCACUCAUCAGAACACCAACUUUCACCUUGAGAACUGCAAAGUCCUCCGAAAGCGAUAUCCAGAGUGGAAUGGGGAGGUGGUGAAUUCCUGCGAGGAUACGCCAAACAUUGCGGCGCCCACACCAGAGUCCAAAAGUAAGAAACCUGAUCGUGGAUCCCACUCAUCUUCCCGCUCUGUCAGUCCCCGGCGACAACGCAGCUCAGAACCUCAACAAGAGAAGAAUACGCGGAAGAGGACCCCAUCUCGCUCGCCUCACAGCUCCAGACACCAACGCAGGUCUCGUUCUUUCUCCUCGACUUCACCCGAUUAUCGUCAUUCGCGCUCGAGGAGCUAUGAGAGACGCGGUUCGCGGCGAAGCCAAGAGAGAGACACGUCUUCGAGAAGAAGCGAUGAAAGGCGGUCCACCAAGCGGAGGAGGUCCUCGUCGCGGAGCCGCCGCGAUAGGCACUCGUCACCCAAGAGAAGCCACGAGAGACGGUCGCCCGCCAAGAGAAGCCGUGAAUCGAGCGCUACGUCGCAGAACAGCCAAGAUAUGUCGACCAAAGCUGACAUACUUGCAAAGAAACUCAUGAAAACAUCAGUUGUCCAGUCUCUGUCCAGGCAGACAGACUUGGAGACGAUGGUCAAAACUCUGGCCCCUGCCUUGUUGGCAGAACUAGCCAAGAUGAAGUCGACCUCUUUCAAAGCAAGUGCUGCUGCAACAUCGGAAGCCUCUUCCUCCUCCUCCGCAGCCAACAAAAAGCCAGUGGAUGACGAAACAACCUCUGACGAGCAGAAAUUGUCCUCUGAAAAGGCCAUUGUGUGUUUUGAGCCAAAGGAAGACGCAGACAAAAUCCGUAAAGAAAGCAACAUCAAAAUUAAAGGUUUAGACGUCAUUGUUCAGGAAGAAAAGGAGGGUGUCCCAAGUGAACAAGAACACAAUCCUCAGAAGAAACUACCUUCGCUGACCGAAGCUUCUAAGACACAAACAUCAAAAAGUACCUCUGCCUCACAGGUUAAAGCGAAGACUGUGACAGUGAAAAAGGUUCCUGUGAAGGCCAAGUUAAGCCCCACCUGCAAAGACCAUAGUGAAGCACCAAAAGCCAAAUUAACCAAAGCCAACGCAUCAGGAGAUGCUGCCAGUAAGAAGGUCAACAUUCCAGACAAGAAGCUAGAGGUGGUAGCCAAGACAACAAACGUGGCAAAACCUUUGGAAAAAACAGGUGUAAAUGUGACUGUCGCUGAAAGAGCAGUCGCGCAACAGCAAAAUCCUGACGCGACAAUCACCGCAGGAGAGAGGAUGUGCGAAUUUCUGCUUCCGAACAAGAUCGCGACACUCAUUGAAGACAGAAUAAACCAGUAUUACAAGAAGACACAGCUGUUAAUCUCCAGUCUGCCUGCAGAUCAGCACAGCUACUGCGUGCAAGACAUUAUUCAAUCAGUCAAGCCAUUUGCUUCCUCGGCCGAUGAGAUCUAUGUUCUUCCUCAAUCAAAGAUGGCAUUCGUUGAGCUGUUUGGAAGGAACGCAGUGCUCUUUGCCAUGUAUGCCUGGAAAACCACGAAACUGACUCUCAAAAACAAGACGUUGGAAGUGGGUGUCCUGAAAGAAAAGAUCCCCAUGUCGCCGUUAAAUCGUCGUAACAAAAUGACUCAGUAUGGGCGAUUGAAGCUGGUGAACAACAACCCCUCAACAAUCAUCUUCAUCAAAGGCAUCACACCGGGCAAGACGGCCAGUCUUCGUAGAGCUCUUUGGAAGAUUGGCGGUGUCCAAAAUUUUCUGCCGCUCCACGACAAGGUCUUUGUAGAAUUUGAGAAUGAUAAAUAUGCUGAUUUCUUGGGAGUUUGGUACACCUUUCAUAAUCAGUGUCCUGCCUAUCAGAUAAGCAGACUGGGGAUCGCCCCAGAAUCAACGCGACAUGCACAAACGUUUCCUGUUGAAGCCAUGCCUAAACUUGCAUUUGCCGGGGCAACUGUUGAUACCGCUACAUUUGGCAUCCCUGAAUACACAAUCUCCCCAUUUUACCUGACAAUGAGGACAAUCCCCUAUCUGUUUAACACCAGUUCGCCGGUGUUUAUAAUCCCCAAGUUCCUGACUGUCAAAAGACCAGGCAACAUCAAAGAGGCCAUUCAGCGCGGUGCGUCGUCAACAGUCAUGUUGACAAAUUUGCCUCGAGACGGUUUCCGACACGAAGACGUAGCCAUGCUUGCGUGGCCGUAUUUUUCCCAGAAGGACCUUCGGUCUCUGUACUACAAUGUGAUUGCGUUGCCGCUCCAGAGGAGGGCCUUUGUGUAUUUUAGUGAUUGGGUGGCGUGCGGCGGCUUCGUCCGCUCCCACUUGAAGGGCCCUAAAUUUAUGUUGAAUGGCAGAAGGCUCGCGGUGCACUUUGUCAUGGAGCACAUGACUGCUCAAAACAGCGAAGAGAACAUGUACAUGUCACUGAUGCAGCUGAGCAAUUCUAAGAUUGGUGAGGUGGAGUCCCUGGCCAAGCGCCUGCUUUGUGUUAAGUCUCACUUGCUCGUGUUACUGUGUCUAGUCGGUAUCUCUGAUGCUCUCUGUGAACUCUGAACUCAGCCGGAACGCGCACGUCUAUUAAGUGUCUCUGUCACGUGACUGUGACGCAGCCGGUAACGCGCUCGGCCAAACGGACACACAAGUACGGUGGGUGAAUUAUGCCAAACAACAAAGGGUCACCUCAAUAUAAUGCUAAUGUUGACAACAAUUGGCUAACUUGUAGAGCAAAAGUCCGCUAGAUUAAAUGCUAUAUAAUACCAAUGUUAACAACAAUUGGCUAACUUUCAUAGCAAAAGUCUGCUAGCUUAAAUGCUAUAUAAUGCUAAUGUUGACAAUAAUUGGCUAACUUACUUAGCAAAAGUCCGCUAACCAAAUGCUACAUAAUGCUAAUGUGUACAACAAUUGGCUAACUUUCAUAGCAAAAGUCUGCUAGCUUAAAUGCUAUAUAAUGCUAAUGUUGACAAUAAUUGGCUAACUUACUUAGCAAAAGUCCGCUAACCAAAUGCUACAUAAUGCUAAUGUGUACAACAAUUGGCUAACUUUCAAAGCAAAAGUCCGCUAGCUAAAAUGCUAUAUAAUGCUAAUGUUGACAACAAUUGGCUAGCUUAAAUGCUAUAUAAUGCUAAUGUUUACAACAUUUGACUUUCAUAGUAAAAGUCUGCUAGCUUAAAUGCUGAAUAAUGCUAAUGUUGACAAUAAUUGGCUAACUUUCAUAGCAAAAGUCUGCUAGCUUAAAUGCUAUAUAAUGCUAAUGUUUUAAAAUGAUCAAAUUAACAACUGUUGGCGAACUUGCAUAGCAAAAGUCAGCUAGCUUAAAUAAAUGCUAUAUAAUGCUAAUGUAUACAACGAUUGGUUAACUUUCAUAGCAAAAGUCUGCUUGCUUAAAUGCUAUGUAAUGCCUAUGUUUACACCAACUGGCUAACAUGCAUAGCAAAAGUUUGCUAGCUUAAAAGCUAUAUGAUGCUAAUGUUUACCAGAUUGUUUCUGGUGUGCACCAGAUUGCUUCAAUUUAUUUUAUUUCUGUCGAUGUCCCAUUAGGAGCUCUGUAUCCUUCUCUCCAGUCGGUAUCCAUUUUUCUCAUUGUGCAGGUACCGAGUUUGUCGUCCCAAAAUUGGGUUUUUUCUGCAAUCUCUGUUCCGUCUUUUACCUGAAAGAGAGUACAGCCAAAGAGACCCACUGCAGCAGCAGGAAGCACUAUAACAACUUGAAGAAACACUACAGCGCCUGUUAAAAGGAUUCAAGCGCAUCCACUUUUGACUGAGAUGAUUUCCCCUGACUCAGGGUGCUUUCACACUAGCAAAGUUUAGUCCUUUUUAAACGGACCAGACUUCUUUCACUCAGAUAGUCCCGAUCUCGGUCGGCUUUAAGCGCACCCUGCUUCGCUAGUGAAUGCCAGCGGAGCAGGGUGCGCUUAUUAUGUCCACGCACCCUCCUCUCCCAGGAGGGCGGUAUUUCCUCUUCUAAAUUUGUCCGAUCAAUGAGUGCGCCUUUCGUCCACUUGACUCGACUCUGAAAGUUGGGUUGGCGCAGUGUGAAUGCUGAACCUUUUCAACAAAUCAUUUGCAAGAGUUGUUGAUCUCCAACCGGACCCUGGUCCUCUUGGUCUAAUGUGAAAGUGCCCUCAAAUGUUUCAAGGUUUCUUCAGAUUUGGCGUAAACACUCAGGUGACUUGAAGUUCUGCUCUGAGACCCCCCAAUUUGGCCAAAUUUCAAAAUUGUCCGAUAUGCAUGUGUCAUCAUUGGAAAGCUUAAAAUCUAAAUUUUCUGGGGGAAGAAAAAUUUUGAAGAGGAGGGCUUUUUUUUUUUUUUUAAGUUUUUUAAACAGUAAAACCCUAUAUGGAGGUGAGCGCACGCAAGAGCUGAAUUAGACGCCAUGACUUUAACGAAUUAUCGUGUACUUGCCUUGUUUCGAUCCAAAAACUCCAUUUAGCCUGUAUCACUGAGUCUCAAGACACAGCUGUGAAUGGCCACAGCUGGAAUUUAUGGGUGAAACAUGGUAAUAUAACAAGGGUUGCGAUGCAGAAAUCGCAGACAUCGAGUGAUCGAGAUGUUCUUUUUCAUAUAUUUACCCUUUUAAACGUUAAAUAAUCGAUCCAAACAAACAAAAAAAAAAUGUUUAUCCUCUAACAUAUCGGGGAGAAUACAAAAGUAACACAAAAACAAAACAAUUAAGCGAUAGUUAUGAGGCCGAUAUUCGUGACUUUUUUACAGACACCAGUUUUUUCAUUCUGACGUAAUUUGUUUAAAAGUUUAAAAUAUGCAAGUGAAUAAUUUUUUAAAGUCUUUUUUUUUUUUUUUUAACGAAAUAUUGGACAUCGACUAAUGAUUCUAAGCUAAAAAUGACAUUUUGAUUAAUAUAAUUACUUACUUUUUAUGGCUGAGUUGAAACAAAAGCGGUUGCGCAACAUCUGUAAACUGGGUUUUCCAGCGUAAAAGGGACAAAAAAUAGUUGGGCUUAAUGGGCCAUGAAUCUGCUAUGGUAGCAUGUAGACAUAUUGUUCAAUCAAACACAACAGUUCUUUUGGCUUAAAAUACAGCAAUUUAUUUUAUAGAGGGUUGCAAGAGCAGAAACUGCUUUUUCAGUCGUCCGUUUUCCCCACCAUAUAUUGUUUUCUGUGUAUACAUUUCAUUUUAAGAUAGACGGAUAUAGUGGUUUAUUAAAUGGUUAACAAAAGUAACGUCUUUUUUCUGUACUUGCUUUGUGUUUUUUUUAUGACCAAGUACACACUGAUCCCUCACUUAUCGUUGUUAAGGAUUGAACAAUCACAAAUGUACAAAACAAGCCGCUACUUUUUUCCUGCAUUUUGAAACCUGCGGCUUAUAGUCCAGUGCAGCUUUUCUGUUGAUUUAUUAUGCCCAUUUUUAUUUUAUUUGUAUUAACUCCAUUUAUGUCUUUUAUGUCCAAUCAAAAGUGAGAUAAUUUGAAAUAUUAAAAGUAAAGGCUUGAACUACUUCAGUUUUGUGUAAUGAAUCUAAAAUAUAUGAAAGUCUAAUGUUUAUCAGUACAUUGCAGAAAAUAAUGAACUUUAUCACAAUAUGUCAUUUUUUUUUAGAUGGACUAGUAUAUAUAAGCAUUAGAAAGUGCGACAGUAAAGAAAAGUGGACAAUAGAAUUUAAAAGUCGUGACCCCAAACUUUUUUUGGAAACGUGUUUUUAUGUGUCAAUGCAACAAAAAUAGGAACUACGACUUAGAACUUGGGAACAAAAUAUGUCUUACAUGGUGUUAUCUUUAAUAUACAGUGUUUCACAAAAGUGAGUACACCCCUCGCAUUUCUGCAGAUAUUUAUGUAUACCUUUUCAUGGGACAACACUGACAAAAUGACACUUUGACACAAUGAAAAGUCUGUGUGCUGCUUCAGUUUGCUGAAGACAUGUCAACAAAGCACAUGGAUUAUGGUCUGAUGAGACGGGCGGGUGGGCUUCCUCCUGUGGUGACAGCCAUGCACACCAAUUUGAUGUAUGGUCUGAGCACUAACAGGCUGACCCCCCCUCCCCCACCUCUUCAAUCUCUGCAGCAAUGCUGACAGCACUCCUGUUGAGAGUCACAUGACAUUUUGGAGUGAAAAUGACAAGGAGUACUCAAUUUGGACAUUCAGGGACGUACGCAGUUUCUAUAGGGUGCACUCACUUUUGUUGCCAGGGGUUCAGAUAUUAAUGGUUAUAUUUUGAGUUAUUCUGAGGGGAAAAUAAGUUGCACACAGACUACUUUUUAUUGUGUCAAAUUGUCAUUUUAUCAGUGUUGUCCCAUGAAAAGAUACUUAAAUAUCUGCAGAAAUGCGAGGGGUGUACUCACUUUACUGCAAGUUUUCAACAGCUAAUAAAUCACUCAAUUUAACAUCAGAAACUUAAUACUUGAGGAAAACAUGCAGAAUCAAUCAUAAAUAAUAUGUAAAUAGAUCAAUAAUACAUUCUAUAUACAAUCACAACUUAUUAUAUAAUAGAAUAUCCCUUUGUUAUCAUUAUACACUAUAUACUGUUAGUGAAUGAAGCUUGUGGCCGCCUGGGGUAAACGGAGCUUUUCUGGUGAAAACUCUUGUGAAUAAAUGCUUAAAUCCCUGAAUUCUUCAUCAAUAUGGACGUAAAACAGUCUUGAUUUUUGGUUGAAAGCAAAGACCCGUACAGUUAGCGUCUAUUAUCUUACGUAUAUUGACGAAGUACCAUGCUACUAUGUUAGCGAAUGAGGCUAGCGGCCGCCUGGGGUAAAAGGAGCUUUACUGCUUUCUAGAUAUGGACGUAAAACAGUCUCGAUUCUUGGUUAAAAGCAAAGAAACCGUACAGGUAGCAUUUAUUUUGCGUAAAUAUUGCCAAAUAUGAGGCAAGUCAGUUCCAUGUGUUAACAAAGAAGAAAAUUCUUGUGAAUAAAUGCUUCAAUCACGCAUGCAUUGUACGAAAAAUAUAAUAUUUACCUGGAAUCCUCGAACAAAUCACUCCUGAGACGAUCCUUCCUGUUUGUACGAGAUGCAGCUUUCGUAGUAAAAUCCAAUCGUAAGUAAAUCCAAGCUUAAAUCCGACAUGAGCGUGUGCCCUCUUCGGCUAUUACCGUCCUAAAUGAAGCUCGGCCCCCUCUGAUAAGGCAUUGCGCAAAGAAUGACGAAGUGUCAGGUCAAUAGAUUUUUGAAGUCUAUGCUAAAACUGUCUUGGACAUUUAAAUCAUAUUGUUGCAUUUUGUUACUUGCCAAAUGCUAUUGCUUCAUGAAAUGUAUUUGAUGAGAUAAUUAUUAAGUUUUUACUAUAUAUUUGCUCAAAUCAAUUGCUGCUCGCAAUGAAGAAAUGCUUUUGCUUAUUAUUGUUUGCAAAAAAAGAAUGUUUUGUCUUGCCUGGUCAAGGGCAGAAGAGGCCGCUUUGUAGUGGUGUCAACAAUAAUCGAUGCGGCGAUGCGGGGCAUGGACGAUUGGAUUCGAUGCGGGAAACAAGCCGAAUCGAUUCAGCACAUUUUAAAAUGUAUAAGUACGUUCAAAAAUCUUCCCUGCGCAAUUCCGGUGAUGCAACGGAUUUGGUUUCCCCAUUUGUAUUAAUCUCAUAUUUCAUUUUUUACACACUGCAUAACUCUGGUCAAGUUUCGCACCAACCUCGUAGAAGCCAAAAUGUCUCCAGAUAUCUGCCUUCAAUGUCUUAGGUAAAUCUAUAAUCUUUCUCGCUCCCUCUUUCUCCGCUUCAGCCAUUGUUAUGUUAUGUCCUAUCUCUUAGAGGUUAGAUCUUGUGCCCGAACGGGUCGGGUCCAAAAUGUUAAGCAUUCACGUUCGGGUCGGGUCGGGCCGCCGCGCCGGACUAAUAAAUUAUUUUUUUAAAAUAAAUACAUUCCAAAAAAAAAAGGGAUAAAACAGAGCAGGCUCUCUGUAUUGUGCAUUUGCUUGAGCACGCACAUGAAGCAGUGGCGCCGCCUGCUUUUUCUUCUCCUCCUCCACUGUGGCGCUUGCGAUUCGUUACGAAAGACACUUUUAUUUAUGGAAUUUAUUAAGGCAACACAAAUGUGAUCCUUUUGAAUCUUCUCUGUGUCUGCAAAAUCGCAUGUUUUUUAAAAAAAAAAAAUUAUUUAACUUUCCCAGCGAUAUUUCGUUGUAUAAAUGCUUUUAUAAUGAUCAUAAAAAUAUGAAGACUAUUUAAACAUUAAGAAAACUUGCGUUUUUUUCUGCCAACUCGAAGAAAUGAAAAUAAAUUGCUGCUGCUGCGUGUUUUUUUUCCCUGCGUCACUCCAAGCCGGGUCGGGUUGGGCUGGAUUUUUUAGGCCCGAUCUAACCUCUACUACCUCUCUGCUCUCUCGAUUGCAAAAAAACUGGUAUUUCCUCAUGUUGAAACAGAUUGUUAUGGCUGCUAAAAUGCUGCUGCACUUGAUUUUAAUUCAUUAUUUUUUAUUGUUAUGUGGUAGUUACUGAUUGCAUUUCAAAGUUGAUUGCACAUAUAUAGUGGGUUAGGCCUACAUUUUACUUUUGUUCUACAUUGCAAUUUAGUUGAUGUUUUGUUUGCAACUGAACUGAUCCCUGGAUUGAUAUUGUGAUAAAGAUGCUGCUGCACCACAAUAUUUUCUUUGUUGUUUUCUUUAAUAUUGACUUGAAUAUUUUUAUUGAUGGGUCGUUGUGACUAAAAUACAGCGACUGUUAUUACUGAUUUUGCACUGGAGUUCAGAUGUUGCACUGUGUGAAAGGCUGCUACUGUGUGUAAAAAAAAAAAAAAAAAAAAAAAAAAGAAAGCAAGCCCUGGUCUCAUUCAAAGCACCAAUUAAAGGCUGUGAUGUUUUUUUUUGUGUUUUUUUUUUUAAUAUAUACUGUAUAUCUGAAAGUAUUUUCAUUUGACUUCAACCAGGAGUGACACAAGAGCCAAUAAAAAGCUGUUUAAUGUCUGACCGCUUGUGUCGCAUCAUGAUUCACGAAAAAUAUGCUUUGCUUUAGAAUUUUAAUGCAUCCCAGGCUUUAAGGCAUCGCGAUGCAUUGCCGAAUCGUGACCCUCUCUGCCCCCCCCCCCCCCCCCCCCUUUUACGGACAAUAACUCACAUCCACCAACAACAAUAACUCUGAACUGGUUUGCAUUGUUGCAGUAUGUCACUACCCACUACUUCCUCCUCCCUUACCCUUGCCUAUUGGUUGACAACCAGUAUACUUGAUUAUACUUGAUUAGCUCAUCUGGUUUUGCACUGACUUAUAACUGUUCUUAUCAGGUAUAUUUUUAUUCUGCACUUUAGCACUGACAUGACUUUAUGCUGCUGUGGAAUCUUUUUUGUACUUAUGUCUAAUACUGUGUCAAUGUUUACACUGGGUAUUUAUUGUAUGGGUUUUGCACUUUACCAACUUAGUUGUACGGAUGCUCCAAACAAAGUUUCGUUGUGCUUUUUUCAACAAUGACAAUAAAUAUUCUGAAUCUCUGAAU
This is a messenger RNA of Corythoichthys intestinalis (scribbled pipefish), 18179 nucleotides long. RefSeq names its product protein piccolo-like. The record is from RefSeq and is a predicted model, not a curated record. Lineage: Eukaryota; Metazoa; Chordata; Actinopteri; Syngnathiformes; Syngnathidae. The transcript is spliced from 19 exons. Bases 7474 to 11373 code for a protein of 1299 amino acids.